ACACACGCUCAGGUCAAGAAAAUAUAUAAUGCCAACCCCUUUUAUUUUUUUCUUGAACAGCACUUUCUGUUUUUGAUUUGGGGGAACUGUUGCCCCUGUACAUUGUCAGAGAAAAUAAUCAAGAAUGUAAUAGGAACUUUGAUGGAUGCCAACCGCGGUUAAACCUCAUCGGAAAAGGCUUAGGAACUUUGACACCGGAAGUGGUCACUGAUGUCGCUGUUUAGAGCAAGUGCAUGAAUCAGUGGAACCAUCAGCUAGCCAAAGCUCCUUUGAAUGUUAUAGAGACGGGGAGAAUUUCAGGCCUUUGAGACGGCCAGUCAAGUGAACGCUUCAUAAUUUGAGGACAUGGAGCAGAACAACAGUUUGCCUCCUUUCCAGGGUCUUGCCUCCCCUCAGGGGGCAAUGACUCCUGGUAUGCCCAUUUUCAGCCCCAUGAUGCCCUAUGGCAGUGGUCUGACUCCCCAACCUGUCACGAACACCAACAGCCUGUCUCUCCUGGAAGAGCAGCAGCGGCAACAACAACAGCAGCAGGCUUCGGCCCAGCAGGCUGGGGUGCCAGGGGGUUUGGGACAGACACCACAGCUUUAUCACUCCCAAACGGUCACCACCACCACACUGCCAGGAAACACCCCCCUCUACACCGCUACACCGCUAACCCCCAUGACACCCAUCACACCUGCCACUCCUGCCUCUGAGAGUUCUGGGAUUGUCCCUCAGUUACAGAACAUCGUAUCCACUGUGAACUUGGGCUGCAAACUUGACUUGAAAACAAUAGCACUGCGAGCUAGAAAUGCUGAGUACAACCCCAAGCGAUUUGCUGCUGUAAUCAUGAGAAUACGAGAGCCAAGAACAACUGCACUUAUCUUCAGUUCUGGAAAAAUGGUUUGCACGGGAGCCAAAAGUGAAGAGCAGUCCCGCCUGGCAGCCAGGAAAUACGCCAGAGUCGUGCAGAAGUUGGGCUUCCCAGCCAAAUUUCUUGAUUUCAAGAUUCAGAACAUGGUGGGCAGCUGUGACGUCAAAUUCCCCAUUCGGUUAGAGGGACUUGUACUAACUCACCAACAGUUCAGCAGUUAUGAACCUGAGUUGUUCCCUGGGCUAAUCUACAGAAUGAUCAAACCCAGAAUUGUCCUACUGAUAUUCGUUUCAGGCAAAGUUGUAUUAACAGGUGCAAAGGUGAGAGGAGAAAUUUAUGAAGCAUUUGAAAACAUCUACCCCAUCUUGAAAGGAUUCAGGAAGACGACGUAAAUAUUUAUGCCUGCAAUCUUUUUUAAAAAAUUUAAUAGUCACAGGGGAACUUGCUCUGUUGUGACCAGUUACAUUGGGACUCUGAUUGGACCUGUACAUUUUAAUCAGCAAGUCGUGGACCCCUCCUAAUCACCUUAAUGGUGAUUGGAUACUAGGGGAAAUGCUGUAUUUUAGCAGUUUUAUUUGUUUUUAAAUGACUCUUGCUUGAUAUUAAAUGAGGCAGUCUGGCUGACAAUUUCUUUUCAUUGAAGCAUUUAAUUUUUCAAAAGUAGGUUUUAAGAUGUUAUCCUUCCGUUUCUCAGUGCAUGUUUGUCCACACACCCUACAAGCAGACAUUCAAGAUUCCUAACCUUAUUCUUUAAAUGUUUUUUACAGUCAAUUUAACUGUUAUAUGACUAAUCUCCAGAUUGAAUGUUACUUAGGAUUGUGUUGCAAGGCUUACCAAUUUGUCUUUAUUGCAACAAUAUUUUUUGUACAUAUUCCAUUUGAUAACUCUUUGCUGCUGAAGUCAAGAAAAUGGUGGAACAUUCAUCAUGCAACCUUGUGCAUCUGAGUGUUAUUAGUAACUAUGUACCUCAGAUGUGUUAUUUUUCUCAUUCUGUUUUUGGUCAUUUUAAGUGCUAUUUUAAGAACAGUCAUGUUUUAAUGCUAAAAUAGACAAACUAAUUCACCAUGGAUUUUUGUUUCAAUAGUUGAUACGUACUGUAUAUUUGGUCUACGAACUAAGCACACGAAAGCAGUCAGUCAUUAUGUCCUUGUUUUAAAUGUUAUUUUGCUCCAUUGUGCACAAUUAAAUAUUCACUUACCAA
This is a messenger RNA of Salmo salar (Atlantic salmon), 2054 nucleotides long. RefSeq names its product TATA-box-binding protein. NCBI's taxonomy places the organism in Eukaryota, Metazoa, Chordata, Actinopteri, Salmoniformes, Salmonidae. Gene Ontology annotation, molecular function: DNA binding. Gene Ontology annotation, biological process: DNA-templated transcription initiation. The record is from RefSeq and is a predicted model, not a curated record.